GCCCAAGAAUCAUUAUUUAAGGGAAGAAUAUCAUAUCACACUUUUAAUUUUCAUUUUUCUUUCUUUCCCUUUGGCGUUGGGAAACGGAGUUAUGGUAUUUAUUGUGCCAUUUGAAGAAGCCGCUGUUGUGGUUAAGAUCCAUGGAUUCUGAUCGUCACAGAAACUUAGUUCACUCCCGCUUCUUCCUCUCUGGAUUCUAUUGCUGGGAUUGGGAAUUCUUGACCGCUCUCCUCCUUUUUAGCGGAGAGAUGUCACAGAGAUCGGUGCCGGCGCCGUUCUUGACGAAGACGUAUGAGUUGGUGGAUGAUCGUGCAACGGACGACGUGAUUUCGUGGAGUGAGAGUGGCAACACUUUUGUGGUGUGGAAGCAUGCCGAUUUCGCUAAGGAUUUGCUUCCCAAUUAUUUCAAGCACAACAACUUCUCCAGCUUUGUUCGCCAGCUCAACACCUAUGGUUUUCGAAAGAUUGUGCCAGACAAAUGGGAAUUUGCCAACGAACAUUUUAAGCGAGGCCAAAAAGAACUUCUCACGGAGAUCAAACGCCGCAAGUCGGCGCACCCUGUGCCGCCGCCAUCGGGGACCGAAAAAUCCGGUGGCGACGGUAACUCUCUGUUGAACUCAGGCGGCGACGACAUGGGAUCGUCCUCCACCUCUUCACCUGAUUCGAAGAACCCAGGAUCUGUGGAAACAACAACAAUAACAACAACAACAAUAACUCCUCCUCCUCAUCAGUGCGCGAAUUUAUCGAGCGAGAACGAGAAAUUGAAGAAGGACAACGAGACGCUAAAUUGCGAGCUGGCACGUGCGAAGAAGCAGUGCGAUGAGUUGGUGGCUUUCUUGAGGGACUGCCUUAAGGUGUGUCCUGAUCAGAUCAACCGCAUCAUGAGGCAAGGAAAAUGCGGGUCCACCCGUGAUCCGGUGCAAUCUGAUGACACUCUAGUUGAUGAUGACGAAAAACAAGUUGGUGAGGCCGCUGGACCCAGCACUUUGAAAUUGUUUGGUGUUUGGUUGAAAGAGGAGAAGCCUAACAACAACCACAAGAGAGGGCGCGAAGGCCCAAUGGGCUUUGGUGGGCCUCCUGCAAAGGAGAUGAAGAAGACUACUACUACAGCUAAUAGUAAUAGUGUUGUUGACUUUGGUGGUUCCAAUGUUAAGGUGAUGAUGAAGAGCAGCAAGGUCUGCAGCUGAAGCACCUUAAGGCUUAAGCCAUUGUUCGAUUUAUUUAGUUUGGAAAGACAUAAAACAAUAAUAAGUAUAGGUUGAAGACAAGGCGUGACAUGAUGUUAGGGUGGUUUGUGUUUGGGCAAAUAGGGCCUACCCUCUGCACCCUGGCGCAUGUUAUGGUUGUGUUAUUGUUAAUAUAGAUCUAUUGUUGUACCAAUAUAAUUACUAGUUAAUAUAGGUACGUGGGAAGCAGACACUAAUAUUCGAUGUAUGAAUCUAGUUGUUCAUUUCUGGAUC
This is a messenger RNA of Arachis stenosperma, 1460 nucleotides long. Its product is annotated as heat shock factor protein HSF24. The record is from RefSeq and is a predicted model, not a curated record. Bases 141 to 1187 code for a protein of 348 amino acids. Gene Ontology annotation, cellular component: nucleus. The transcript has 3 exons. Gene Ontology annotation, molecular function: DNA-binding transcription factor activity; RNA polymerase II cis-regulatory region sequence-specific DNA binding. NCBI's taxonomy places the organism in Eukaryota, Viridiplantae, Streptophyta, Magnoliopsida, Fabales, Fabaceae. Gene Ontology annotation, biological process: regulation of transcription by RNA polymerase II.